Molecule: messenger RNA, 829 nt
Organism: Amphibalanus amphitrite
Lineage: Eukaryota; Metazoa; Arthropoda; Thecostraca; Balanomorpha; Balanidae
Exons: 2
Coding region: 221-796 (191 amino acids)
Source: RefSeq, a predicted model, not a curated record
CGGUUAACGGAGACGUUUGCGCGGUAAGGCGGUUGUGCGUUGAGUGGUAUUUUAUGUGGAUUUCUGUGAAAAAAAGGAAAUGGAAGAAAUGCGAAGCAUGCUUCGUAGGAAGGGGAUCUCCAGCUGUCCGCUGACUCAGGCGCGGUGACUACGACGACACUACAAAAGACCCAUCGAGCGAUGACCGCGCUCACAUCGCCAGAGCAGUCGGCUGGGAGUCAUGACCUCACCUGUCGCCGUGCUGACCUGUCUGUUGGCUGUGUCCGCCACUUGUCUGCUCUCUCAGCUUCGGUCCGGCAUGGAGCGUCACUCUGGCCGCGCUCCGCCCCGCCGGGUGUACUCGCACAAAGACGGGUCUCGGAGAAAUACCAGAAGUGCCGGCGAGGACGACUCUCGCCUGCAGUUGGACGAUGUGGGGAUAGGUGCACGUGCCGCGUGUCCGUUUACCACAGAGACUGUGACGCUCGGGGAUGUGACCAUGACGGCGUCCACGUGUGUAUCUGCCGGAGGACCGUGCGCGGGCGGCGUGCCCUUCACGGUGUGUCAGCAGUUGACACAGACGGUGCUGGUCGACGGCAGAGCCGUGGAGCUCAACACGGCCUGUCUGUGUGCCCUGCGCGCGCGCACUGCCACCACUGAGAGAAGUGACUCGGUGGAAGCACCGGCCGACCGCCAGCGCCGAGAUGUGGCGGUACCCUCCGAACUACCUCACGAGGUUUGGGAACAUAUCAUAAAAAUGAUGGAUUACGUGGUGUUUUGUGUGAGCCAGCUGAUUAUGAUAUAUCACGCAGAAUGAUGUGGGGCUUAAAAAGGUGAACCUCGACAUAUC